ACUGCUUUGUCCCUCUGCGUUCUCCGUAUGAAAACUGGAGCCGAGAGGGCCCUAGAGAUGGCGGUCGUUAGGAUGGGAAAGCUGACAACCAUGCCAGCAGGUCUCAUGUACGCAUCUGUAAGUGUACGUGUGUCCAAGGAAGAGGAAUACAAAAAGAAGCUAAUGAGACCAGACCAGCUCCCCAUAUAUACUGCACCACCUCUCCAAUCUAAAUAUGUUGAAGAGCAGCCUGGUCAUUUACAGAUGGCCUUUGCAUCUAUCCGCACUACAACUGGUCAUUACAUUGGCUGGUGCAAGGGUGUUUAUGUCUUUGUGAAAAAUGGAAUAAUGGAUGCAGUACAGAUUGGAAAAGAUGCAUAUGUCUAUCUGAAGAAUCCACCUCAAGAUUUUCUUCCAAAAAUGGGAGUGAUUACAGUUUCAGGAUUGGCAGGCCUGGUUUCAGCAAGAAAAGGUUCUGGGUUUAAGAAGGUUGUUUAUCCACUAGGAAUGGCUACUUUAGGAGCAACUGUUUGCUACCCAGUUCAGUCAGUAAUAAUUGCAAAGGUAACUGGAAAAAAGGCAUAUGCUACCAGCCAGCAAAUUUAUGAAGCAUUUAAAUCCUUAUGGACAAAAAGCAACAAAAAAGAAUCACUCCCUGAACCUAAGGAAAGAAAUAAGCUAAGCAACUCUGAUGAAAUACUUGAAAAAACAACUCAUGUCCAGAAACAUUCAGUGCUUUUGCCAACAGAACUCAGCUCUAAAACAAAGACCAAAUCAGAAUCCAUCUCAGGUGCUACACAAUUUAUACCUGACCCCAGGCUUAUGGAUCAUGGGCAGUCUCAUCCGGAAGAUGUAGAUAUGUACAGCACUAGAAGCUGAAAUAGACUGCAUAAAGAGACUGCAUAGAGAACUACAACAUGUGUGAAGUUGCAAAUAAUGAUUAAAAAAAUCAUAUAAUGGGUAACCGAUGUAUAGAGUAUAACUUUAAUUCAGUUUUUCCUUGACAUCUUAAAAUGUACAGUUUGACCAAUCAUAUAAAUGAUUAAAGCUCAAAAUCUAAAUGAAAUUAAAACAAUAUUAAAUGACUGAAUGAAACAACCCAGAAGUAUGAGGAUGCAUUUGAUGACUUGUAAGGGCUUUUAUUAGAAAGCAAACCACAGUGAAGGUAUGAUUACCAAUGAGACUAAAAUCUGAAAAUAUGUGCAUAUAUAAUGUCAGUUAAAUUAGAAUGGUGUGUAGAAGGAUGUGUUCUUCCUCUCUUUUUCAUUUCUGAGACAUGGAAUAAAAUAUCCAUAUUUUA
Molecule: messenger RNA, 1279 nt
Organism: Urocitellus parryii (Arctic ground squirrel)
Lineage: Eukaryota; Metazoa; Chordata; Mammalia; Rodentia; Sciuridae
Gene: Apool
Product: apolipoprotein O like
Biological process (GO): cristae formation
Cellular component (GO): MICOS complex
Source: RefSeq, a predicted model, not a curated record